UGGGAACGCAACAUUGCCAUCAGGUUAAAGCUUAUCGUUGUCGUAAAGUAGGUAGCUAACGCGUGACAAACAGCUUUCAGAUAAACAACCCUAAUAAGUAUGUCUUUUAAAAGGGAAGGUGAUGACAAGAGUCAGUUGAACAUCCUGAAGAAACGCCGUGUGGCAGAUCUGCUGUCUAAUUUUAUUCCAGAGGAUGAAGCAGCUCUUCUAAAAAAUGGAAGAUACACUUGCCUUGUGUGCUCCUACCGCCCGGUGUUUGACACGGUUGAUAUGCUGACAGUCCACAGAAAGGGCAAAAGGCAUCUGGAAGGUCUAAAAGCAUUCUAUGGCAAGAAAGCACAACUGAAGAAUGAAAUAAUAAAAAGGCAACAUGAAAACUACGUCAAGAUGGAAGACAAAAGACAGGAACCCUCCUGUUCAGCCCCUUUAUUGGCACAAACACGGAAGCUCACACAUCACGCUUUAUUGAAGUCUGUACCAUACAACAGCUGCCACAGAAAAACCAGUACAAAAUCUGAAAAAGGACUGGACAGCCUCAGCUCAGACCGAAGUGACAACCAUUCCAGCAAAACAGCAUCUGAACAAGAAAAAGCACGUCAGCAAACUGAAGUUUCAAACAGUUUAUCAGAAAGCAGUUCAGAAGCCAAUAACGAGUCACAUCCAUCAGUAGCAGUGACACAGGAAGCAGAGCCUGUAACAGCCCAGAGGAGGAGAGAGAUGGAACACUACCUCAAGCUGAAAAGCCAGGGGUGGUUGCAAGACCGAAGCGGCAAGUGGGUCAAAGAUGAGAAUGUGGAGUUUGAUUCAGACGAGGAGGAGCCUCCUUCACUUGUUUCCACACCUGCAAGUCACGGAGAGGACUAAGACCUGUGGAAAACACUGGUUAACUUGUACCACAGUGGUACAUUCAGAAGCCACUGAACUUCACAUGCAGGGACUUUCUCAAACUGAUUUGUACCGUCCCUCAUCCUUUAACUGAACUCCACGGCUUUUAAUUAAUGAUAAAUAUCACCCAGUGAGCUGAUACUCGAUCCCACGUCCUGCAUUUUUUACAUCAAAUUCUUUUCACUGUGACUCCCUGAAAAUGUUUGUUGCUGUCUUUUUUUUACUACAUGGGACAUCAAGCAGACUUAGACUCUACUUAGCAAUAGUAGAGAAUAUAGUUUUUGAACAAGGCAGUUCUGUCUCUUUCUCAGUGUUCACUUGUAAAAUCUCCAGCCUUGUCUGUGUCCUGAUGUCUCGAAGUCAAUAAAGCGCAAUUCUGGUUUAUAA
Molecule: messenger RNA, 1272 nt
Organism: Scatophagus argus
Lineage: Eukaryota; Metazoa; Chordata; Actinopteri; Scatophagidae
Gene: scnm1
Product: sodium channel modifier 1
Exons: 8
Coding region: 100-864 (254 amino acids)
Biological process (GO): RNA splicing
Cellular component (GO): nucleus
Source: RefSeq, a predicted model, not a curated record